Molecule: messenger RNA, 345 nt
Organism: Cylicostephanus goldi
Lineage: Eukaryota; Metazoa; Nematoda; Chromadorea; Rhabditida; Strongylidae
Source: the annotation of a GenBank genome assembly
AUGUUCGUAAUUCAUAUCUGUCAGGGUGAAGGUCAAGAAAGGGCGGACAUGUCGAAUUUUGUUGAUGAAUGCGCUGAAAAGAUAAUGACAGAUCUUGAUAACGAGAAUUGGUAUCAUGGUGCACUGCCUUUAGAGGACGUAAUCUGUCUUAUAGCAACUCGUGGUGAUUUUUUACUGCGAGCACUCGAGUCGCAAGGUAAACGAGGACCAAUGCCUUGCCUGACAGUUCGCGUGAAUCAUCACGUGAAAGAUUUCCCCAUCCAUAGGAUUCAACAAACCAAUUCUGUAUUCUUCACUAUCGAUGGUGCGAACAAAGCGGAAUCCGUAAUUGCUCUUGUCCAGUAA